Molecule: messenger RNA, 6153 nt
Organism: Colias croceus (clouded yellow)
Lineage: Eukaryota; Metazoa; Arthropoda; Insecta; Lepidoptera; Pieridae
Gene: brat
Product: brain tumor protein
Exons: 5
Coding region: 574-3141 (855 amino acids)
Biological process (GO): negative regulation of translation
Molecular function (GO): translation repressor activity; zinc ion binding; protein binding
Source: RefSeq, a predicted model, not a curated record
GUCGCGCCACGGCGGCGUAUGUUGGAUGCGAUUCCGCUUGUAAACAGUGGAAAAUAUUGCGAUUUACGCCACAAUACAACCGAUAUAUCACAUAACAAUAGUGUUUUCAUUCAUUCCGAGCACAGGGACGCUGGAGUAGCGCGUCAAAACAUCCAUUCUCACCAUAUACCCCGUUUGUUUUUGUUUUAUUUACGCCGGGAAAAUGCCGGCUUGAACUCGUGAAUAUUAUACAUUUAGUGCGUUUCUUUGUUCCGUGACGUUUAUGGGAUUGUAGACGAUUGUUGUGUGUUUUUUUUGGUUUAUUUUUCAUUUGUUUUGUUUUUCGGUCGAAGUGUGCCGGAGGACACGUGUGCUAUCGAUCGCCCGGCGAGUUUGAGAUAAACUGUACGGUUUUGGGAGCCAUUUGUGAAACAAAGGCAUAGUUUGUGAAAAGGUGAUCGUGUAAUACAAUCGAAAUACAGAUUAAAUACCCCAAACGGAUGAGGCGUAUUGGCCACGGACCAUGAAUUAGAUAUCGCUAAAAACGAUAUCGAAACGUGAGUAUCCAGACUUGAAGACUCCAAAUGUCGAAGAAUGAGUUUCGAGGAUGCCGGUUUCCUGAAGAUGGCCUCACGCACCCCGUCCCUUGAGUCGCUGCCCGGUGCCAACUCUAUAGGUUCGCUGGAGCGUGGCUCCUUAUCACCACUGACUUUGAGCGGCUCCUCGCCUCCCGCGAGCGAUUCUGCCGUAUGUGAUCUUCGCGAGUUCGACGGCCUUGACACCACCUGUGCGAUUUGCCGAGAGACAUUCGUCGACCCUAAAGUACUCAAUUGCUUCCACACAUUCUGUAGAGGCUGCUUAGAAAGAGAACAAACACACCCCGACAAAGUAACUUGUGUCACUUGCCGCGUGGACAGUCAGCUUCCACCAGCCGGUGUCCCUGGCCUGUUGACAAAUCUUGUGAUCGCAGCAGCGGUUGAACAGGACGCGGAUCUCCUGCCGUCUGCUCGCCAAACCAGCUCGCCAACCGCACGUUGUACCGGUUGCAAGUCAAAGGAAUCAGACGCUGUAGCGCGCUGUGUAGAUUGCGCUAACUUCCUCUGCCCUAAUUGCGUCAUGGCUCAUCAAUUCAUGCAUUGCUUCGAAGGUCAUCGCGUUCUCGCGUUUACAGACUUAAAAGAUGACAAAGGUCUUCUUGCUCAAACACUCACCGCUAGUGGCGAUAAGACCGCAUUCUGCCCGAGACACAAAAACGACAUCUUAAAAUAUUUUUGCCGCACUUGCUCAGUACCAGUUUGUAAGGAAUGUACUAUUAUUGAACACCCUGCGGCAUUGCAUGACUGCGAACAUUUAUCUGACGCGGGACCUAAACAACUGGAACUUAUGCAGACAGCUGUGAAUGAAGCGAAAACGCGUGCUACAGAGAUCAGACACGUUGUAAAAACAGUAGAACACGCUGCUGGUAAACUACAGGUGCAAUAUCAUAAAGCUCAAAACGAAAUCAAUGAUACGUUCCAAUUCUACCGCUCUAUGUUAGAAGAGCGCAAACAGGAGUUACUCAAGGAACUGGAAAGCGUUUUCUCAACUAAACAAAUUGCUCUGACCGUUGUCGGACAAAAAGCUCAAGAGACAGUCGACAAAAUUUAUCAAACGUGUGAUUUUGUUGAAAGGUUGACGAAAUGCGCCAAUAUUGCUGAAAUACUGAUGUUCAGGAAGCUAUUAGACACCAAACUGCAAUCUUUAAUGAGCACAAACCCCGAACAAAGUGUGCAAACAGCUUGUGAACUUGAAUUCGUUUCUAACUACCAAGCGAUACAAGUUGGUGUAAGAAACACUUUUGGAUAUGUGCGUUCUAGUUCUGAAGCGAACGUGGGCCCUACCAAGCAACCUCCGAUUGCACGCCCAACUAAUGGCUCUCUAUUAAACGGGGGAUCAUCGUCAAGCAGUAGCAGCGUUAAUGGAAGCUCUGGCAGCCUGAAUGGCGGAAUUCAUCUACCUACCGGAUUAAACGGAGUAUUAGACCGACCUUACUCUAAUGGGUUACUGGGUCCCGCUAGCCAAUCAACGUCUCCAUUUGAUUCAAAUAUCAUUUCAAAAAGAUUUAACAGCGGUAGCACUCUGGGGCCGUUUUCCACUACCAUUGGAGACAUAAACUUGAACGGUAUAAAUCCCUACGAAAAAUGGUCAAACGGAGGAUGUGACUCGCUCUUCCCACCGACAGCUACUGACCCUUACUCACUCACAGCUGCUGCCCAUACUGAUCCUAUUUUAGACCUGACAAACAAGCUAAUAUCCACUGCCAUAUUCCCUCCAAAAUCUCAAAUUAAAAGGCAAAAGAUGAUAUACCACUGCAAAUUUGGUGAAUUCGGUGUAAUGGAAGGCCAAUUCACUGAACCCAGCGGCGUAGCUGUCAAUGCUCAAAACGAUAUUAUUGUCGCUGAUACAAAUAAUCACAGGAUCCAGAUAUUUGACAAGGAAGGACGUUUUAAAUUCCAAUUCGGCGAGUGUGGAAAACGUGAUGGACAGCUUUUAUAUCCCAAUAGAGUAGCUGUAGUACGUACAUCCGGAGACAUCAUUGUAACCGAAAGAUCACCAACACACCAAAUACAGAUCUACAACCAGUACGGACAAUUCGUUCGAAAAUUCGGAGCGAACAUCCUUCAACACCCACGUGGUGUCACCGUGGACAAUAAAGGCCGGAUCGUAGUUGUGGAAUGUAAAGUAAUGCGUGUCAUUAUCUUUGAUCAAGUUGGCAAUGUUCUACAGAAAUUCGGGUGCUCCAAACAUUUAGAAUUCCCGAACGGUGUAGUGGUGAAUGACAAACAGGAGAUAUUCAUCAGUGACAACCGUGCGCACUGUGUUAAAGUGUUCAACUACGAAGGCAUAUACUUACGCCAGAUCGGCGGCGAAGGAGUGACAAACUACCCAAUCGGUGUAGGAAUAAACGCUGCUGGCGAAAUUCUCAUUGCUGACAAUCACAACAACUUCAACUUAACGAUAUUCACUCAAGACGGACAGCUGGUUUCGGCUCUAGAGAGCAAAGUAAAACAUGCUCAAUGCUUCGACGUAGCCCUGAUGGAUGACGGCUCUGUAGUGCUCGCGAGUAAAGAUUACCGCCUCUACAUCUACCGUUACGUUCAGGUUCCGCCUAUCGGGAUGUGAAUAUAACUUUAACAAGAUCACAAACAAUGACCGACGAAAAGCCAAAACCAAUUUCAAACGCAAAAUUUCAACGAUUCUGGCCAAUUGUGUCAAUUUUUAAUACAAAAGUGACUAUAUGAAGUGAAUAUAAACUAUUGGACUAUUGUUAAGCGCGAGUGUAACUAUGAUUGCGGCUGUCUCGAUGUGAUCAAUUUUACUAAUAGCGAGAAUCUUUCACCGAUGUAUUGGCGUUGGAUCUCUAAAUGCAUUAUUAUAUUUAAACGAAACUGUAAUGAGAUUAGUUUUAGUAUUGACAUUGUUAUGAGUACCUAUUUGAUGUAUAAGAGAUUAUUCCGUUGGUUUGAUCCGGAAAAUUGAAUGAUUCUCGACCCUUAUCAUUUUUGAUCUAUUGAAUAAUAUUUUUCCAUAUCCCACGUCGUUAAAUUAGGGAUGAAUAUUAAGGGCGUUUGUAUUAUUUAGCCCAUUUGUUGGACCAAUAUUUUAACUAUUAUUACUUAAAAAUUGUUAGGCGUUAAGCGAGUGAUUUUAUUGUAAUAAGAGAGCAUCGAGUGGUAUUGUUGUUAGUGUUAAGAUAUUCUUCGGCACAACGGCACUUCCUGUUUUUAAUUAGCACUUAUUCUGUGUCGAUGGAAACAUAAUUAUGAAUCUAAUUAAGAGUUGUUACAUUAUUAUUAGGUAAGUGUUAAAUUGAAUUAACUAAUAUGGACAAUCUUUAGUUACUACCCUUUUUAACGUAGUUACAAAAAAAAAAUUAGGGAAUGUGAUGUUAGGGGUUUUAUCAAUGACAAAGUUGACUGCGGCGUUUCUUAAAUAUGAGAUCGAGGUUAUCAAUACUGUAGAUCUUCAAAAUUAAAUUGAACAUCACAAGACGAUACGCGAUUUGUCUCUGUGAGUUUUUGUCACAAAUCUUAAGGUACGCCAGUCUAUUGAAUGAUUAAUAACUUAGAGUAUUAUAAAGCAUUUCUGAAAUGGUUGUCGUUUUAAUUUUUUUGUGUAUUGGGAAACUGCUAGACGACAGUUUUACUCAGACCGAUAUGACGUCAAUACCGCCUAGUCACUGAGAGCCCACGAUCCAUAAAUUCCUCAAUUUCGUUGUUUUUAUUACAAUUAGUAACAUUUGGUUGAUAAUAAUAUUAUUCGUUUUUAUACAAAUUUAAGUAGGUGUUUGAAUAUUUUUAUUAAUGAAACACGGUAGUAACUAGUAGAGCACGUUAGCAAAGGUUCGUUUCGCUAGAUUUUUGAUUUUACUUUUUUUUCGAGAUUUUAACAGUGUAAUGCAUUUUGCUGCUCAUUGUAGUAUUAAAGCUUGCUCGAUAUAUAAAUGACUUAUAAAUCUGUUAUUCUGGUAAGAUAUUUUUUAUACGGAAACAACUUUAUUUUUGUAGCAGUAGUAUUAUACGGUGCAUGUGUAACGUUUAUUUUCUUUCGUAUUUUAUUAAUAUUAUGCUAUUAUUAUUUUACUACAAUACCGUGUGUUUGAGUGUGUUAGCAGAAUUAUUUUAGUUUGAUUUUUCUUUAGUUAUGAUUUUUUGUAGUUAAUAAUGUUUUUUAUUUAGUUUUCGUGAUGAAUCUAUGACAAUAAACAGAUCUGAUGCGAUCCAUAGCUCCAGGGUCGGAGAUUUUUCUUAAUAAUAAUUGAUCUGGAUAAGAUAAUUUAAGGAUAUGCAUACCGUUUUGGUGAUAUUCCUACUUUUUUUAAAUUAUCGUCUGUAUAUUUAAUGAGAGCGAUUGAAGCCGCGCCGACGUAUGUGUGUACCCGCUAGCACCUUUGCUCAUUUGCAAUACCUGCUUUCCAUGUGCCAUACAACCAAGUUGUGAUGUAAUAAGUGAUAUUAAGUGUUGUUUGUAAAUAUAUGUACCAUAAUCUACCGAUUUUAUUAAAUUUAAUCAUAAGUUUAUACGAUCAAUCCUGUCAAAUGAUUUCAUCUUUACUAUUAGUGCAAGUUAGGGCCGAUAAUGCUAUGAAAUGUUAACAAAACUUCAUGGAUUCUCCCUUUUCUACUUCUUAUUCUUAUAUUUUAUUCAUUAUUGUUCGCAUACUUGCAUUAAAAUGAUACUUCUAAAGGCAUUUCCUUUGUUGAUUUUAUCAUCUGCAUUUUGCAGUUGACGGUGCUUUCAAUUUGCUCAUACUCGACGUGGCUUCGAUAGAAAUCCAUCAGAAUCUGCCACUAGAUUAGGCGAAAUGGAAUCUCCUACCCAAUCUUUAGAGUCAAAAUUUCAGUGAUGCAUCACCAAUGAUUUUAUGUAUAGACUGCCCUGUUCCUAGUAAAUUAUUCCCUUCUGAGAUUGGUUGGUUUGAUUUUGUUUUUUCUAAUCUACUGCGCUAAUACGAUUGUUGUAAGCUUGAAAAGUUUAAACCGGCCAUGCUUCUUUAGUCCUUUCGGUUUUAAGUGGAAUAUUAUCUCAACAACGCUUAUCAUCUCGCGUCAUCUAAUGAUUGUUACGCUUACCGAAUCUAAAGUCACUUUAGAAACUGUUCGGUUUAAAUAGAUCACUUAGAAUAAAAUCAAGAUUUUCAUUCGUUAAAUUACAUGCCCUAUGUUCAAAUUCUACGAAUGAAAUUUCUUGUAAAUCAUACGCUUCUACUUAAUUGAACUCUUUCAACGUAUUAUAUUUAUCUUAAGUACCUAUAGCUUAGUAUAUCGAAAUUUCUAUAAGGUUAUGCAAAUUUUGACAACUGCCGUUUUGUUUUUUUUUUUUUUUUUUAAUAUCAUAAUCUUAUGUAAUCCUUUAUUAUUUCAGUUAUAGUAGUAAUGAUUUAGUUUUUGUUUAAUCUGGAAUUUUUUUUUUUUAAUUUUUAUCAUUAUUUUCGUUCAGAACAUAAUUUGUGUUUUUGCAUAAUAUACUAAAUAGAAUUAUUUUACAAAUGAACCGUUCAUUCUAAAAUUGCAUUUCUAAAGUUUGAGGACUGAUUAAAAUUGAAACAUGUUUUGUCUUUAAAUAUAUUUUGUCGAUGUUUGUUGUUAUAAUUAUUAUAUUUUUUAAUUAUUUGUAUAAACAAUUGUUCUUUAA